AUAGAAGAAGUUGGGUCGGUCGGUCGGUGAGAGGAGACGUGUGAGGAAUGAGAGAGCGGAGCGGUGUCCGGCCUUCCCCCCCCUCACCCCCCGGGACAUGAACCCGCACUGAGCGCCGCCCCCCCCCUCAUACACUCCCAGACAUGGACGGGCUGCUCGUGGUGUUCCUCAUCUCCCUGGGAAUGUUCCUGGGCUGCUUCCUCCUGGGGCUCAUACCGCUGGCUGUGCGACUGUCCGAGCAAAAGCUGCAAUUUAUAAGUGUUCUGGGUGCCGGUUUGCUUUGUGGAACAGCGUUGGCUAUAAUUAUACCAGAAGGGAUUGAGCUGCUGGAUGGAUCUUAUAAAGAGUCUCCAGCCAAAUGCCUGAAUGUUGCCCAGAAUGUCAAUGUCACAGAGGCUGCGGUGACAGAGGAGGAAGUAAAAGAGGUGGCUUCAUCUAUCCCACCCCACUUCUUCAUCGGGGUCUUCUUGGUCACUGGAUUCAUUCUGAUGUUUAUCGUGGACCAGAUAGGAAGCUACUGCUCUUAUCAUGAUCCCAGGACAGGAAUGUCUGCAGGAACAAGCAUCACAGCCACUCUGGGUCUAGUCAUCCAUGCUGCAGCUGAUGGAGUUGCUCUUGGGGCCGCGGUUGCAUCUUCUCAGGUCUCUGUACAAGUCAUUGUCUUCUUUGCCGUCAUCCUACAUAAGGCCCCAGCAGCGUUUGGUCUGGUCUCGUUUCUCAUGCAUGCAGGAUUAGAGAAGAAACAAAUUCAGAAGCACCUGUUGGCAUUUUCAGUAGCUGCACCUCUUCUUGCCAUUACAACGUACAUUAUUCUGACAAUGUCAGGGGGCAGCUCACAGCACAGACUCAGCGCCACAGGACACGGCAUGCUCUUCUCAGCUGGGACUUUCCUCUACGUAGCCACAGUUCACGUCCUACCAGAGAUCAGCGGCCGAGGACACAAUCAACAACAGGGGGCAUCUGAAUACAGACAACAAGGACUGGGACUGUUGGAGAGCCUGACGCUGGUGGUGGGAGCCUUCCUCCCAGUCCUGCUAUCAUUGGGACUUCACGAUAGCUGAACAAGGACUGAGUGCACCCUGCCAACGUACAGGAUUAUUCCACUGGCAAUAGUCUGAGGAAAUAAUGGCAAACACAAAGGUGCAUUCCCUGGGAUGAUAGAACAUAAAUAGAACUUUUUUUUCUAUAUAGAACAGGAACUUUAAAGGGACCAGAUAAAUCUGCUCUCCGUUUUCCAGAUUGUUGUAUUAACGUCUAACUUGCACAAAGUCUAAUAAAUUAUUGUGAUUAAUAGAAAUA
Messenger RNA from Rana temporaria (common frog), 1299 nucleotides. RefSeq names its product zinc transporter ZIP9-B-like. Gene Ontology annotation, molecular function: metal ion transmembrane transporter activity. The record is from RefSeq and is a predicted model, not a curated record. Gene Ontology annotation, biological process: transmembrane transport; zinc ion transport. Bases 144 to 1061 code for a protein of 305 amino acids. NCBI's taxonomy places the organism in Eukaryota, Metazoa, Chordata, Amphibia, Anura, Ranidae. The transcript is spliced from 7 exons. Gene Ontology annotation, cellular component: membrane.